Messenger RNA from Wallemia mellicola CBS 633.66, 1094 nucleotides. RefSeq names its product Ribokinase-like protein. Bases 127 to 1065 code for a protein of 312 amino acids. The transcript is spliced from 5 exons. The record is from RefSeq and is a predicted model, not a curated record. Gene Ontology annotation, molecular function: ATP-dependent NAD(P)H-hydrate dehydratase activity. Gene Ontology annotation, biological process: metabolite repair. Lineage: Eukaryota; Fungi; Basidiomycota; Wallemiomycetes; Wallemiales; Wallemiaceae.
AGUCUGCUAAUCAAUUAAUAAGAUAGAUUAUAGCGCGUAUAGUUAAAUUUAUCAGUAAACUCACAAAAAUCAAUUACAUCAGCUACCGUUCUUAUCCAACGACUGACUCCUUAGAAGAAGACGACGAUGACGAAAGCAUUACAAUUAGCUAGAGCAUUAGUUCCAGAGUUGUCGCCUUCUUUACAUAAAGGACAAGCUGGAAGGCUAGGUGUCGUAGGUGGCAGCAAGGAUUACACUGGUGCACCAUUCUUCUCUGCUAUGGCAGCUAUGAGGAUUGGUGUUGAUCUUGCUCAUAUAAUCUGUGAACCAAAAGCUGGUGAUGUUAUCAAAACCUAUGCACCUGACUUGAUAGUACAUAGAGUAUUAGAUCAAAAUGCUCCAAUUGAAGAAAUACACCAAAGUGUCGAUGACGUCGUAUCGAGACUACACGUACUCGUCGUUGGCCCUGGAUUAGGAAGGGAUGAUCACAUGCAAGCAUGCGCUGGAGCAGCUAUAUCAAUCGCUAAAAAGCGUGACAUCGGUCUCGUUAUUGACGCGGAUGGCCUCUGGUUUGUUAAUAACAACAUUGACGCUAUAAAAGGAUAUAAGAAAGCAAUUUUGACACCAAAUGUUAUGGAAAUGAAGCGUCUUUGUGAAAAGUUGUCUAUCAAUCCAGAUGAGGUGAAAGAGGAAGACAUAGCAAGCAAAGUUUCAGAGUUACUCGGCGGUGUCACUGUAUUAGAGAAAGGAGGAGUUGAUAGGAUAACAAACGGCUCGAAAACACUUACCGUUGACGCAAGUGGAAGCCUGAAGAGAUGCGGUGGACAAGGAGAUAUACUGAGUGGUGCUGCAGGUACACUCCUCGCAUGGGGAAGUGUCUACGCGAAAGGUAUAGGAAGCGACAAAGAUAUAAAAGUUCCACAUGAGGAUAUUCCACUAUAUGCAGCAUAUGGUGCCUCCACAUUUACGAGAGAAUGUAGUCGACUGACGUUUGAAGAAAAGGGAAGAAGUAUGAUAACCCAGGAUAUGCUUAAGAAUGUUAGUAAAUCCUACGAAGAAAUACUGUCACCUUCAAAAAACUUGUAAUUUACCUCUUUAUUCGAUACUGUCAUAAU